This is a messenger RNA of Amaranthus tricolor (Joseph's coat), 4809 nucleotides long. RefSeq lists its product as uncharacterized. Gene Ontology annotation, molecular function: RNA-DNA hybrid ribonuclease activity; nucleic acid binding. NCBI's taxonomy places the organism in Eukaryota, Viridiplantae, Streptophyta, Magnoliopsida, Caryophyllales, Amaranthaceae. The transcript is spliced from 5 exons. The record is from RefSeq and is a predicted model, not a curated record. Gene Ontology annotation, biological process: DNA integration. The coding region runs from base 1 to 4809 and encodes 1602 amino acids.
AUGGCUCCUAAGAAAAAUCCGACUCAAACCGCCACCGUGCACAGCACAUAUUCAGACACUUCUGCAGAUGGGAACUCGAGGACUUCCCACUCCAGCAGACGCAAUAAGAAGAGGCAUGAGAGAUCCAGAACCGACCCGAGUCUCAGCAAGACAGAUCCGCGAGAUGGCAAAUCUAAAACCGCCUCUCAAGACGCCCGCACCUUCCUAGAGAGCAAGAAACGAAAGACGUCUGAGAGCGUUCAAUCUCUGGUGGAUAAAAGGAGGGAAGAAAGAAAGCAAGCCCAAGCUGCGGAAUCUAGCCGCCACGUUACUAUGCCGCAGAAUGAGGCCGGACAAAAUGGCCUUCCUGAAAAUUUCAUACGAAUAAUCUCUCCACUGGCUCCGGAGAUACUGAAUACUCCCAACCCCGGGAAAAUAAAGAUCCCAAAUAUGACGGCCUUUGAUGGAACAUUCUGCCCCGAGGAACACUUGAUGGCAUACAAAAACUUGAUGUUACUGAGGAAGUAUCCACAACUUUGCCCAAUUGGAAAGCAAGUUCCUGGGCCACUUUGUAGCUUCCAGAAGGCAGGAGAAAUCAAACUUUCAUCUGCUCAGCAUCACGCAAUUGAAAAGAGAACACAUGAUCCUAAAAGGCGGAGGUCGGAUAAGAAAGAUCCAACCAAUCAUCUCUCAAGGAGCAGAGAGGAACAGUCAUCAAGGAGGGAAAGAAACUACAUGCCGCGUCGUCCAGAACCCCUGUCAGAUAUGGGGCCCCCACGAUCCCGACACGUAUAUGUCACUGAAGGGGAGCCCGGGACGCGGAAUCUGUUCAUCAACCGAAAGGACUACGAUGCUGGAAGGGAAGCAGAAAGAAGGCCAUGGAAUCAGAAACGUAGAUCCCCCAAAAGGGAUGAGGCCAGGCGCGAAAGUUCCAAUACUCAAGGAACUAUCAACAUGAUUUUCGGAGGAUAUACAGAAGAAUAUCCUACCAUCCGCGCAGCGAGAAAUAGCGUCCACACUCUGCUAAAAGGGCCCCCGAAAGCCUCAUCAAGUGGGCUAAUCAUGAGGUUCGAUGCCACGACCUCCCAAACGCUACAACAACCCCAUACUGACCCUCUGGUGGUCACCCUCAAAAUUGGGCAAAUGAAAGUCAAACGAGUACUCGUGGAUACAGGGAGCACGGCUGAUCUCAUAACAAUGGAGUGCCUGAGAAAAAUGAAGUUCGAGGAAAAGCACUUAGAACCCCUAGACAAACCGCUGAUUGGGUUUGGGGGAAGUCAAGUCAUCCCGCUGGGCACGAUAAUCCUUCCCGUGCGGGUGGGGGAAAGAAACGGAAGCAGAACCAUGCCCAUACGUUUCACGGUGGUGGAUCUAACCUUUCCCUACAACGCUAUCAUGGGGCUUUCGCUCAUCAGUAAAAUCAAGGUCGCAAUCUUCCCUCAUAAAUUCCUCCUACAAUUCGAGCGGGACGUCGGACAAGUGGGUAUCCUCAAGGGGGAUCACGUGACGGCACGCCAAUGCCUCAUCAACACCUUAAAACGAGGAACUUCCAUCACCCCCUCCAAAAGGGAAAGAGAAGAGGCGUCCCCAAAUGUCAUGAGCGUAUAUCUGGAAAACCCCAACCCGCAAGAAAGACCUCGCCCCGUGGAACGAUACGAGGAGGUAGGCAUAUUCGGGGGAAAACGCAUCAAAAUAGGGAAGGAUCUCCCUGGCCCAGUGAGGCAAGAUAUCGUGGCCACCCUUACGGAGUUCCGCGACGUCUUUGCUUUUUCCAUGGAAGAAAUGCUUGGCAUCCCUACAAGUGUCAUGUGCCAUAAACUUGAUAUAAAACCAGGCUACAAACCCGUGAAGCAAAAGCUGCGUCAUCAAAGAAAAGAGCGAAUAGAGGCCGCCCGAGAAGAAGUGGAAAAAUUGCUGAGAGCUGGAUUCAUCAAAGAAUGCAAAUACUCCGACUGGCUCUCAAACGUCGUCCUCGUGAAAAAACCGAACGGCAAGUGGAGGAUGUGUGUUGACUUCACGGAUCUGAAUAAGGCCUGCCCCAAAGACGAUUAUCCUUUUUCUAAGAUAGAUCGUCUAGUAGAUUCCACAGCGGGCCACGCUCUACUGAGUUUCAUGGAUGCUAACGCCGGCUACCAUCAGAUCCCCUUGGCCAUAGAAGACCAGCCACAUACGGCCUUCAUUACCAAUGCCGGAGUAUACUGCUACAAGGUUAUGCCCUUCGGGAUAAAGAAUGCUGGAGCUACGUACCAAAGAAUGGUCAAUAAGGUCUUCCAAUCUCAGAUAGGCCGAAACUUGGAAGUAUACGUGGACGACAUGAUCACAAAAAGCAAGCAAGCGUCCCAACAUGCCGCGGACUUACGCGAAACGUUCAGCACUCUCCGGAAACAUCAAAUGAGACUCAACCCUGAAAAGUGCGUGUUUGGAGUCACCGGUGGGAAAUGCCUUGGUUUCCUUGUUGAUGAAAGUGGAAUGGAAGCCAACCCCGACAAGAUACAGGCAAUCCGGGACAUGAAGUCCCCGGGGUCCGUAAAAGAAGUUCAAAAGCUAACAGGAUGCGUAGCUGCCUUGGGAAGGUUUCUAUCAAAGUCCGCGGAUAGAUGUUCGCCCUUCUUCAAAACCCUCAAGCAAAGCAAGUUCGAAUGGACAAGAGAAGCCGAAGAAUCCUUCCAACAAUUGAAAGAGCACUUGUCCUCUUUGUCGAAACUUGUUUCGCUAUGCAACGGGGAAGCUGGUUUUAUACGUCUCGGUGUCCGAAUACUCUCUGUCAGGAGUACUGAUCGCCGAGAGAGAGAGAAGAAGCAAUUCCCCGUAUACUAUGUGAGUCAUGCCUUUCGAGGAUCUGAGGGAAACUACAGCGAAGUAGAAAAGGUCUUAUUUGCAAUUGUGAUGGCAAGCAGAAAACUAAAAUCUUACUUCCAAUCUCACCAGAUCAUCGUCAGAUCCAGCCAACCCGUGAAAAAGAUUCUGGAAGGAAAGAAUAAAUCAAGCCGCGUCACUGAUUGGGCUAAUCAACUUGCGGAUUUCGGCAUCGAAUAUGAACCACGAACGGCGAUCAAAGCACAGGCUUUGGCGGACUUCAUCGCCGAAAGCACUAUUCCUCAACAUCCUGAGCCUAAUCAAGAAUGGAAAUUAUAUGUGGAUGGAUCCUCGACACAGUCAGCAAGCGGAGCUAGGCUGCUGAUCAUGUCUUCUGCCGGGGUCCGUAUGGAAAGAGCGAUCAGAUUCGAGUUCGCGGCCUCUAAUAAUGAAGCGGAAUACGAAGCAUUACUCAUGGGGCUCAAAAUCUGCCAUGAAGCAGGGGCGAAAGUAUUAUCUACUUUUUCCGACUCCCAGUUAAUAGUCGGACAAGUAAAUGGAAAAUUCGAGGCCAAAGAUGAUGGCAUGAAGAUGUACUUACAACAAGUAAGAGAAUUUGUCGAGAAAUUCGACAAAUUCACAUUAGUCCACAUCCCAAGAUCUCAAAACGCACAAGCCGAUUCCCUGGCAAAACUCGCCAGCUCAGCUGAAACAUCCGCGGCUCACGAAAUUAUCUGGGAAGUUCUUCCGAACCCCAGUAUCAACCUCAUGGUUAACACCAUUGAUAGAUCAGAGAUGCGGAUGGAACCGUACAUCAAAUUUUUGCAAAAUCAGACGCUCCCCCAUGACGAGAAUCAAGCCAAAGUGCUUCAAAAGAAAGCCAGAUGGUUCGAGCUCCAUGAGGGCAUGCUCUACAAAAAAUCAUAUACCCAUCCCCUAUUAAAGUGUGUUUCUCCUGAAGAAGGAAACUACAUCCUUCGCGAAAUACAUGAAGGCGGAUGCGGUAUACAUCAAGGAGUACGAACUGUCAUCAGCAAAGUUCUCAGAAGCGGGUAUUAUUGGCCCUCUCUCAGGAAAGACGCGGAAACCUUGGUGAAGCGAUGUCCCGAAUGUCAAUACCACUCAAAAAUUGGAAGAAAACCCUCUAACUACCUGUCUGUCAUGCAAGCCGUUUUACCGUUCGACAAAUGGGGUAUGGAUAUCCUUGGCCCCUUCCCUCCAGCAAAGGGGCAACGUAAAUUCAUUAUAGUUGCCAUUGAUUAUUUCACCAAGUACGUAGAAGCAGAGCCCCUCAGCUCCAUCACGGAUAAACAAGUCUGUCAAUUCCUAUGGCGAAAUAUCAUCACGAGAUACGACAUUCCUCGUGUGGUCAUUACCGACAAUGGAAGACAAUUUGUCAGUAAAAACACAAUAAUGUACUGCGACAAAUUUGGCAUUCAAAUCCGAUUCAGUUCCGUAUCUCGGCCACAAACAAAUGGGCAAGUCGAAUCAGGAAACAAGGAGAUGUUGAAUGGUAUCAAAAAGAAAAUAGAGGGGGUUAAAGGUACUUGGGACGAGGAACUACCCGGCAUCCUGUGGGUAAGCCGAACAACCGUCAAAGAAGCAACAUGGCAUAUUCCAUUCUCUCUGGUAUAUGGAUUUGAAGCAGUGCUUCCAGUAGAAAUAGGCAUACCCUCCACAAGGGUUACCUACUACUCACAUGACGAGAACGAACAAAGGAAAAAGGAGAACUUGGAUCUGCUUCCAGAAACACGGGGGAACGCCUUAUUAAGGUCCAUGGCCCAGAAGCAAAAAAUGAUUCACAGCUUCAACCGGCUCGUCAAAACUAAACAUAUUCAUGUUGGGGACUUCGUCCUACGCAAAGUCGAAGCCACAGGGAAAAUCGUAGACAAAGGGAAGCUCGGAGCCAACUGGGAUGGUCCGUUCAAAAUCGUGCGCGUCAUCAAACCUGGAACAUUUGAACUGGAAGACAUGAAAGGAAAGAAGCUACCCCGCCCAUGGAAUGGAGAUCAUUUAAAAAAGUACUUCAUUUAA